This is a messenger RNA of Bubalus bubalis (water buffalo), 11402 nucleotides long. RefSeq names its product B double prime 1, subunit of RNA polymerase III transcription initiation factor IIIB (gene BDP1). The transcript is spliced from 39 exons. The record is from RefSeq and is a predicted model, not a curated record. Bases 346 to 8808 code for a protein of 2820 amino acids. Gene Ontology annotation, molecular function: TFIIIC-class transcription factor complex binding. NCBI's taxonomy places the organism in Eukaryota, Metazoa, Chordata, Mammalia, Artiodactyla, Bovidae. Gene Ontology annotation, biological process: RNA polymerase III preinitiation complex assembly. Gene Ontology annotation, cellular component: transcription factor TFIIIB complex.
CCCAGGUAACCCAGGCUCCCUAGCUUGACAGUUACCAUGGCUCCGGUCGCUGUACGUCAUUCUCCGGCGCUGGAUGAUGACGUAAUCAGUUCCGGCGCCCUCCGAGGGCGGGGGAGCAAGGUAUAGGAGAAAACUUAGCUAUUAGUGUAGCAGGGUCAUGAAGAAGAGGCGGCGGCGGGAGAUCCCGGGCGGUGGCCGGGGCGCGAAAUUGCGGUAGCUGGCCGCUGGGCUGGUGGCGUGGCUUUGUGAGAAGGGCGUAGUUCCUAAAGCCCUCUCCGGGCAGCGGCCGGGGCUCGGGGCUGCGAGCGGCCCUGGGGCCGCCUCCCCGGGCCCCCUGGCUCCGCCAUGUUCCGCAGGGCACGCCUUAGCGUGAAGCCGAAUGUCAGGCCCGGAGCAGGCGCCAGGGCCUCCACCGCCCCCAAUUCCCAGCGUGAACAAGAGGUUCCAAGGCCGCAGGAGCCUGCCGCGGCCUCUGCUCCGAAGCCGGCGGAAUCCACAGAUGUGCCCCCGGUGGAUUUCGGGGAAGCGGAGCCCCAAGAAAAGACUCCCAAGAGCAGUGUUGAAAAGACUGAUGAUGGGAAGGAUGUUGAAGAAUCCAGUAAGCCUUCCUCUACUGUUUCACAGAGAAGAAAGCGAAUACCAAGUACUUCUAGUCUGGUCAAACCUAGUGUCAGUGUUCCUUCAGAACCUCAUCCUUUAUCUACAGUUAAUCAAGAAGCUCCACAGCCAAACCCUGUUCCAACAAAAGAGAAACAGCCAUGUUCAGACAGAUACCGAAUAUACAAAGCCCAGAAACUGAGGGAAAUGUUAAAAGAAGAAUUGAGGAAAGAGAAGAAGCAAUGGAAAAACAAGUAUGCCGUCAAUGAAACUCAGAGGCCACCGGAUCGUUCCAAAAUGACUAUGAGAGACUUCAUAUAUUAUCUACCAGAAAGCAAUCCAAUGACUUCUUCACUGGAGCAGGAAAAGAAAACUGAAAAAUCAUCGACACCAGUCCGAACACGAGAGCAAGAAAGCAAGACUACUCCUGAUGGUGAAGAUAACGAAGAAAUAGAAGAAGAGUUGGAUGAUGGGCCCUUGCUGGUUCCUCGAGUAAAAGUGGCAGAAGAUGGUUCUAUUAUUUUGGAUGAAGAAAGUUUAACUGUAGAAGUUUUAAGGACAAAAGGUCCCUGUGUUGUUGAGGAAAAUGACCCCAUAUUUGAGCGUGGUUCUACAACUACAUAUUCCAGCUUUAGGAAAAGCUACUACUCUAAACCAUGGUCAAAUAAAGAGACAGAUAUGUUUUUUUUAGCCAUCAGCAUGGUAGGAACUGACUUUUCUAUGAUUGGACAGCUUUUUCCUCACAGAGCAAGAAUAGAAAUUAAGAAUAAAUUUAAACGUGAAGAGAAAACAAAUGGAUGGAGAAUAGACAAAGCAUUCCAGGAAAAGCGCCCUUUUGACUUCGAUUUUUUUGCUCAUUUGCUUCAGAAAGUUCUUGCCGAAGAAGAGAAAAGAAAACAAAAAUCUGUUAAAAAUCAGAGUUCAAAGGAGAAGAAGUCGUCUAAAUCACGGAAAAAUGUAAAAGUGAAAAAAGUUGCUAAUGAUGAUCGAGAUGAGUCUGUGAGCACUAAAAUUUCAAACCCAGGAAGGUCGCAAAAGGAUGCUCAGACAGUUGAAGAAGAACUGCAGUCUCUGACUUUAUCUGAACAGGAUUCAGAACAGAAUGCAUUAGAACUAGAUGUAAAUCAAAAGAAAAGAAGAAGAAAGAAUCAGGGUGAAGGUAGUGAACAAGAAGUGCAUCUUUCAGGAAGUGCCACUGUUCAGCCAGGCUCUUCUAAAGGAGAAAAACACAGAAAUAAAGGCCUGUCUUUAAGUCCUGAGAUUAAUGAAGAUGAAUCCAGUAAGGAACAAGAGCUUCCCUGUGUACAGGACACGGAUGACCUUGUGGAUUUAUCCUCUAGUGAAGACGCUGAGCAAAGAACUGACCCUGUUCUUUCACCAAGUCAACAAGAUGUUGUAUCAGUAGCAGCUGAGACUGCAGGAUCAAACACUUCAGACUUGCCUUCAUCAGAAGGUGGAGCUGGAGCAUUGUGUGAGGUGAACAGUGCUGAGAGUAGUCAUACAGAAGAAAGAGAUGUUGACCUAAAAGAAAAAUCACUGGAAACUGAUCAAACAGAAACUGUUAAACCAAUGACAAGAGGACGACUCCAGAGACCUAAACCCAAUUUAUCAAGGGCAGUUGGGAAGAAAUCAGUUCUUUCACGAGGUAAAACAGAUGCAGAGAACAAGAGUUUGCAUAAAGAAACUCCUAUUGAAAAGAAUCCCAUGGAAAAGGAUGGUAUUUCUGGAAUGGAGAAUACAGAGAAAGGGAACCCAGAACCUGAGACUGUAUCUAAUUUGAGUGAAAAAACUUGUCUGCAGGAAGAUGAUCAACCAAAGGCUUUCAGACCUGCACGACUAAUGCGGGGCUUAUUACAAAGGCCAAAACCAAAUGUCGGUAAAGCUGCCGAAAGAAAAGAAACUGUUACAUCACAGGAAAAACCUGGUGCCAGUAUAGAAAAGAAUGAAAACGAAUCCUGUAUCAACAGAGAUCCUCCUGAACAGCUAGAAGAUCAGUCAUGUGAAAAUUUUGAGUGUGAAGACAGUGCAUCACUAUCUGAAAAAAAAGACAGUUCCUUUCAAAAUGUGCAGUCAGACGACCCCAAGGCUGUUGAUCAAUGUCUGAGUAUUCAGGAGGAUAAUAGAGCAAAUAAAGAUGUUCGAAUUCCAAAGACUCGAUUUCAGAAACCAAAGCCAAAUAUAGGAAGGAGAACUGGAAGAAGAGGAAUGUCCUCAAAGGAAGAGGUACCAAAGGAGGUAAUUGCCUCUGAGGUGAUGACAGCAGCUUUGAGAGAAACUGCAACACUGGAAGCCUCACUAAGGGAGAAGGAGCCUGUGGAGACUAAUACUACUGAGGAAAUGGAGUCAGAUUUAAGAGAAAUUGGAAGAAAAGACAUCUCUUCCAGGGAUAUAAGGCCCGAGACGAGUGAUAUCGCUGUGGAAGUGGAGACAGAUUUGAAAGAAACUGAAGAAAAUGACAUCUCUCCCAGGGAAAAAAUGCCAGAAAUAAGUGAUGUCACUGUGGAAAUGAAGACUGAUUUGAAGGAAACUGAAAAAAAUGACAUCUCUCCCAUGGAGAAGAUACCAGAAAUGAUUGAUGUCAUUGCAGAAAUGGAAACAGAUUUGAAAGAAACUGGAAAAAAUGACAUCUCUCUCAGGGGAAAAAUGCCAGAAAUGAGUGAUGUCACUGCAGAAAUGGAGACAGAUUUGAAAGAAACUGCAAAAAACGACAUCUCUCUCAGGGAGAAAAUGUCAGAAAUGAGUGAUAUCAUUGCAGAAAUGGAGACAGAUUUGAAAGAAACCGGGAAAAAUGACAUCUCUCCCAGGGAGACAGUACCAGAAAUGAUUGAUGUCACUGCAGAAAUGGGGACAGAUUUGGAGGAAACCAGAAAAAAUGACAUCUCUCCCAGGGAGAAAAUGCCUGAAACGAGUGAUGUCAUUGCAGAAAUGGAGACAGAUUUGAAAGAAACCAGAAAAAAUGACAUCUCUCCCAGGGAAACAGUACCAGACAUGAUUAAUGUCACUGCAGAAAUGGGGACAGAUUUGAAAGAAACCGGGAAAAAUGACAUUUCUCCCAGGGAGAAAAUACCAGAAAUGAUUGAUGUCUCUGUGGAAAUAGAGACAGAUUCGAAAGAAACUGGAAAAAAUGACAUCUCUCCCAGGGAGAAAAUGCCAGAAAUGAGUGAUGUCACUGAGGAAAUAGGGACAGAUAUGAAAGAAACAGAAAAAAAUGACAUCUCUUCCAGUGAGAAAAUACCAGAAAUGAUUGAUGUCACCGCGGAAAUGGAGACAGAUUUGAAGGAAACCGGAAAAAAUGACAACUCUCCAAGGGAGAAAAUACCAGAAACAAAUGUUGUCAGUGUGGAAAUGGAGACAGAUUUGAAAGAAAAUGGAAAAAAUGACAUCUCUCCCAGGGAGAAAAUGUCAGAAAUGAGUGAUGUCACUGCAGAAAUGGAGACAGAUUUGAAAGAAACCGAAAAAAGUGACAUCUCUCCCAGGGAGAAAAUACCAGAAAUGAUUGAUGUCGCUGCAGAAAUGGAGACAGAUUUGAAAGAAACUGGAAAAGAUGACAUCUCUCCCAUGGAGAAAAUGCCAGAAUCGAAUGUUGUCACUGCAGAAAUGGAGGCAGAUUUGAAAGGAACUGGAAAAAAUGACAUCUCUCCCAGGGAGAAAAUGCCAGAAAUGAGUGAUGUCACUGCAGAAAUGGAGACAGAUUUGAAAGAAACCAGAAGAGAGAUUUUCCCAAGGGAGGAGAUAACAGUGGUGACUGAUGCCACUGAGGAAAGAAAGACAGAUUUGGAAGAAACUGAAAGAAGAGAAAUGUCCCUACUGGAAAAUGCCCCAGAGGAAGUUGAUACUAUUGGGGAAGUAGAAACAGAUUUGAAAAAAACUGAAAGAGAAAUUUCCCCAAAUGAGGAGAUACCAGAGAUGCCUGAUGCUGCUGAGGAAGUAGAGACAGAUCUAGAAGAAACUGAUAGAAGAGAAAUGUCUACACAAGAAAAUGCCUCAGAGGUCAAAACUGUAGGUGACGAAAUGGAGAUAGAUUUAAAAGAAAUUGGAAUAGAAAUUUCCCCAAGGGAAAAGGUAUUAGUGGGGAUCGGUGCCACAGGGGAAAGAGAAACUGAUUUGGAAGAAACUGGGCAGAGAGACAUUUUCCUGAUGCAGAAAGCAUCAGCAAAGGUGGCUGCCGUUGAGGAAAUAGAGGCAGAUUUAAAAGACCCUGGAAAAGAAAUUUCCUUGACGAAAAGCAGAUCAGAAGAGAUCGAGAAAAGCAUGGCAGAUUUGGAAAACAUAGAAAAAAUAGACAUUUCUCUAAGGGAAAAAGAUCCAGAGGACACUGGGACCUCAAGUCGAGCCGAGGCAGAUCCCUUGCAGACCAGUAGUCAUGACUCCAGCACUGUGUCUUCACUGACUAAUAGAGACUUGGGCAGGGAAGUGCUAUCCGUGGUUCAUACAUCUGUAGAAGAAAAAAAUUCUGAAAAGGAAGUGUCAAAUCAGUUGAGUCAUUUGAACAUUUCUUCGCAGUCUUCGGAACUUGAUAAAGUAGAAGACCAGAGGAUGCGACCUCCAGGUGUUCCAGAGCAGUUUUCAGAUAUUAAUUUAAGCAAAUCUCUUCCUCAAGAACAGACGCCAUGUGAAGUUAAGCUGACACCUUUUGUGAGAAGUAGAUUCAAAAGACCUAAACCAAACUUAGCAAGAGCAGCUUCAAAAAGAGAGACUACGAAAGCAGAAAAGCAUGCACCUGGGAAGGAGGCGGAAGCUGAUAAAACAGAGACAGUUGUGAUACAGCAGAACUGUGAACAAAUGAGUACUUUCCCUUCUCAACAUGAUGUGGCUUCUCUAAUGACAUCAAGAGAAAAAGACAAAUUAGAUCACGGUCCAGAGGAGACUGUGAUAUUACCAUGUGUGCAGACUGAAAAGGACCUUUCACCUUUGAGUUCUUGUGAAUCUAAAGAGGAGUCUCAGUCCACACAAGUCCAGGAAAAGGAAUCACUUGUUUCUAUGCGGACUCAUAAUAUAAACAUUUUUGAACAAGGAAUAAAGGAAAGGGUUAUACAAACUGCUCCACUAGUAAGGGGUCGACUUCAGAGACCCAGACCAAACUUAAGAAAGGCUGGCCAGAGGCAAGUAAUAGAAAAAAGUGAAACCAAAGAAACAACUAAGGAAGAAAAGAUGCUACAAAAAGAUGAAACUGGAGAGAAAUUCCUGACUGUGCCAAAUUCUCAAAUUGCAACCGAAAUUGAAGUUGUAUCCUCUGAAGUGUCAGAAGGCAGAAUGUCUGAAAACCAGAGCCACGUUCUUGUAGAAAACCUUCAUAUUAACAAAGUAGAUGUUUUAGGUGAAAAGAUGAGACAUGGACAUGAAACGUAUGUUCCUAGUCCACCACAAAUGAUAAGAAGACAGUUCGAAAGGGCUAAGCCAAAUUUGGGAAGAGCACAAAGUAAGAAAGAAGCAUCAGACAUAGAAGACAGAGCAGAUCAGAGGAAGGCAAGGAAGCCAGAAGAUAGUUUGUCGCAGCAUGAAGAUUCUGACAGCCAGCUUCUUCAAAAAGGAAAACCUGAGCUUCUGACAUCUCUGGAGGUUUCAGCAAGAAAAGAUUCUGUAGGUUCCAAGGAGACUGAAUUGGCAAAAAAAGAUGCUCAAUCAGAAGUUGAACCAUCUGGAAGUGUUGGAGAGAAGACUGGAGAGGAUAAUUCUGUGUGUGCAGUUGUUGAAAAGCAGUGUAUCAGUAAACCAAGCUCCCCUCAAUUGUUAAAAGAACCAGAUAACUCUAAAAUUGCUCUGGAUCGAAGAAGAGCGCUCUCUUCUGCCUCUGAGCGUGAGAUAGAUCAUAGUAGAAGGAGAGUACGUCGAAAGGUUAAACCCAGCAUCCCCAAAGGGCGUGGCUCAAAACGAAGUCGGAGUAAGACCUCUAAGAAGGAGCCCAGAGCUUCCAGGUCUGUGCUGGUGACUCUUCGAGCUUCCCAGGAAGAAGACGAAGAUGAUGGUGAAGACUUUGACUAUGAAGAAGAAAGCUAUCAUCUUGCUCCCGAAGAAGUAAACAAGGCUCCAGUGUUUGUACCUAUUGGUCUCAGAUCUCCCGAACCUGUUCCUGUUCAGAUUGAGGAAACUAUGGAAGAGCUUGUAAUCCCCACGAAUGUCACAGAUGUAGGAUGCAUAACUGUUGUUGAACAUCAACUUCCAUCAAACAUAGAUGUGAUUCCUCAAGAAAUGAGACGAGAAGAAAAUUUGAAUACAUUAUCAGUUGAAAUGACCGUAGGUGGACAUUCCCAAGCUGAAACAGAAAGUACCAACGAUGGGAGCACUGAAGCUGCCAUAACCCUACUGACUAUGGGAGAUCUGGUGUUGCAGUCAGAGAUUAGCCCAGAACAGAGUGAUGGAAUAUGUGUACUUCCUGAUGCUCAUUCAAUCGAUCAAAGCCAUAUUCCUUUUAGCCCAGAUAAUGUAAAUCUCAAAACUGUUCAUGAAUGUCAGGAACCUUCUUCAUCUGUCCAUAGUACAUCUCCAUCAGUAGAAGAAAACAAGAUUGUAUUGGAUGUGGAUAAACAGAAUACUAAAGAAGAAAUUGGUUUGACAGAAGAAGUAAAGGAAAAUACUACAUCCUCCAGGACUACAACUUCUGAAGUGACCAAUAAUUUGAGAAAGAGAAGUAGAUUUGCCAAGCCCAAGCCAAAUCUUAAGAAGAUUUUAGGGACCAAGAGAUUUGGUGCUCAUCAGAAAGUUCCUAGUUUGUUUGUAACUAAAGGAGAAGAAGUGGAAAUUCAAAGAGAAACUGAGAAAAAUGCUUCUCAAGAAACAGAAGAUAAAAACCUUGGGUCAGUUACAGCAACAGAGAGUACAGAGCAGAGCAAAGUGGCAUCUGUACAUGGUAUUGAAGAGACCAGUAUUUCACAAGAAACACACCUAACUGAAAGAGGUGAAGAUCAAGAACGGAGAUCUGAAGAAGUUCCGAUAUCAUCAGCUGCUCCAGCUGUUUAUUCUGAGUCAGGACCCCAUACAUGUGGUUUGGGCAUGGGUCUUGGUGAGAGUUCUGUUGAAGAGCCUCUGGGAAAGGACAUUAAUGGAGACCCUGUGCUUACACUAAAUGUGCCAGAGUGUAUACCAAUUAGUAUUCCAGAAGUCCAGCAAGAGAAUGUAAACAAUCUUCAAGACCUAACAGUCAAUCUAGUUAAUGUACAUCAGGAUGGUGAGGAUGAACAAGCUUUCAUUUUAACUCUGGUGGAAAUCCCAACUCAUGCAGUAGAAGAAUAUGCUGAUAGCACUAUGCAGUUAAUGCCAAAUCCUUUACUGCCGGCGCCCAUAUUGGUCAAAUCAGUGAAUACAAAAGAAAGAGAAGACACGAGUAUGAGUUUUCCAGUAACUUCAGUUGAUCAAGAUGACGUGUGUUUAUCUAAUUCUGAAAGAGAUGAUUCAGAAAACUCUGCUGCUAAAUUGGAUCUUGUAUCUAGGAAGAGAUAUCAUUGUAGCCUUGAUGAAAGUGACCAUGUCCCUCCUGCCAAAAAAACUUCACUCACUUCAAUAGAUGAUUGUCAAAAAUAUACCUCUGAGGUGUGUUCAAAGGAAUUAACAGAUGUUUUGGAGGAAACAGGGGAGUCUUACAAGGGACAGGAUAUCUUCCCUACCUCAGGAAACAUACAGACAAUUUCAGAACCUCAGAAAGAGCAACUUGAACCAGCUUCUCAGAGUAUCAGAUCUGGAUGUCUUGAUAAAAUAAUAGAUACACAAGAACAGAAUGCAUCUCAGUUACCUCAGGAUGAGACAAUGGUGUCUGAUAAGGAAGAAAGAACUUGUGCUGCUUCUGAGUCUGAACAAAUGGGUAGCAUCACAUCGUCUUCAAACCGCCCCCUAACCAGACCUGGCAGAAGACCCCUGGGAUUUUUGUCUUUAAUAUGUUCAAAGAAUAGCUUGGACUCUGAUGAACCUACACAGGUUCAUAGUAAGAAACGCCUAAAACCUGUUAUACCUGUAUCAAGACAAAAUUUGAAAAGAUCUAAUCUGCCUAGUGUAAGCCAGAAAAAAACUCAAGAGUCCUCUGAUGUUCCAUCUCCAAGUGUUGUUGACAAUACUCAACCUACGAAUAAUGAUAGUUCAGCAACUCAGGUUUCUCAUAAUCGUCGCUUACCGAAAGGAGAAUGUAAAGGUGGCCAAAACCGGGUGCCUGAAGAGGAGCCAACCACAGUCUCUGAGUAUUUCUUUAACGAUAUCUUUAUUGAAGUGGAUGAAACAGAAUAGAAAAUCGCCUUUUUUAUUUUCAAGUCUAGGAUUUCCAGAAUCAGUUAUAUCAACAAAACAGUAUUUAGAAAGAAGCAUCACUGGCAGUUUUUCUUUAGGUUGAUUUUGAGUAUUUAUUCAGCUUGAUUUGAAUCAGUGAAAACCAUUGCUGGGGUCCUUUUCAUUCUGAUUGGCUCAGCAUUUUGGAAAUAACAACCAGUUAAGACUGCUUUCCCAGACAGAAAUAACAGGUCUUGUUUACAUUUUGACUCUUUCUCUAUUGAACACACAUGAACAUCCUCGAAUGCUGUGGGUAAUGUCUGUGUGAGUCACAGUGCUGAUGUAUUUGGAAGUGGAUUGUAUUUAACGUUUAGCGAACCUUUUGUGAAGGUUUUUUUAUGUUUGCAUAGGGUUUUUGUUUUUGUUUUAGGAUUUUGGGGGGUUUGGGUGUUUUUUUAUUUUUUGUUUUUUAGUAAGGUGAAAGCCUUUUCAUUUGCCUCAAAAUAUAUGAAAGGAAAUUGUGAAACUCCAGUUUAGUAUGGUAACUGUUAAAAACUUUUCUAUUAUCAUCUAUUUGACUGAAAAAUGUGUAUUUUUCUAAUUCAUAUUGAUGUAACAUUAGUCCUAAUUGAAGAACUAGUAUUUAAACUUACUAUUUAUAAAGAUAAAACAUCAAAAAGCUUAUUUAUUUUUAAAUUUUUUAUUUAAAAGAAUAUUCAGUUUUAAUUUUUUACCCCUGAGAUUAUGGGUAAAGAAGGCAUUAACAAAUUUAUGUUUGUCUCCUUUCCCGCUUUAAUUUUAAAGAUAUUUAAAGUGAUAUAACUAAAGUAUUUGAAUAGUAUAUAUGUUUGAAUACAUUUUUUUCUCAUAGUUCAGUAUAUUGACUUUGUACUGUGAAUUUUUUGUUUUUCUUAUUUCUUAGAUAAUCUCAGGAUUUGUAUGGGAAAAAAAAACCUUAACCUUAUUUAUGAGGCAAAUUUCCAUACAAAACUCAGUCUCCAUUACAUAAACAUAUGCUCACAUACACACAUUCCUUUUUUAAAAAACAAUUUCUUGUUUUCUUUCCCCCAUUAAAUUCUCCUUAAGGACCUAAGUAUGUAGGUCUUUACGGACAGAACAUAAUUGAGAUGUUAAAAACAGAAAAUAAGAUAACAAUAAGCGUUUAUCAAGUCAGUGAUUAUCAUCAAUAUGAAUUUAUGGGUUGGGUUUAAAUUUUGAGAUUUUGUGAUUUACAUAGGUAAUUCCUUUAUCCACCCAAGCAAAUCUUUGUGGUUCAAAUUAAACUUCUGAAAAAACAGAAUUAUUCUUUUAUAUGAAAAGCCCUCUGGGUUGAUAAUACCUUGGAUCAGGAAUCAGAAACAUUUUCUGCAAAAAUAUUUUCGAAUCCGUGGGCCAGAUGCCUUCUGGGGUAACUACUCAACUCUGCCAUUUCAGUAUGAAAACAGCCACAGACAAUACUUACAUGAUGGGCAUAGAUGGAUUGACCCUUAUAUUAGACAGUAGUUUUCUUACCUUAAGGUGCUGAUGUCAUUACCUAUGAGAUAUUUGUCCCAGAAAUUAUGAGUUGUGCCUAACAAAGAAAACUGUUGAUUGCAUUAUGAAAUCAGUAUUUCAGUUGGGAAGAUAUUCUAAUGUCUAAUUAUGUUUGUAAAUUGAAAAUUACAAAAAAUGGUGACCAGUUUUCAGGUUCACUAGUAAAACUGGAUUUGGCUUGGCAAGUAUAACAGUAAUCCUAAAUUAUUAAAACAAUUGAUAUUAGAACAUUUCUUAUUCAUUGCCUUAUAGUGAAAUUUACAGUUUAAACUUUUUUGUCAUAAAGGAGGAUUUAGAAGGAAAUUCUCUAUAGAUGCGCAUUUAUUUAUUUCAUGUGAUUAAUAUGUUACAAAAACCAUGGUCGUAAAUCACAUUGCUAUUUUAAAUGCCAUUUUUAUACAUUUUAAAAGUCUCAUUCUGAAAAAGUUUCUUUAGUUCAUGUUAGUUUAGGUGUUAGGUUGUCAUAGCUAAACUAUGAUUUUAUCCCUUGUUUAAUAUCACUUUAAAUGUGUUAUCAUCUGUCUCUUGUUCAUCUACAAUGAGUCAAUUUUGUGGAAGAUGUAACUUCUUACUGUAUAAAGGAUAAUUUUAUCUUUGGGCAUUCAUUGCAUUAGAGAAUCAAGUCAGCUAAAUUCUCCUACUGUUAUAUCCUUAAAACUACUCUUAGAAAAAGAAAAUCAGUGUAUUUACCUUACAAGGGGGAAAGACUUGUUCACACCUGUGUUUAAUCUGACUCAUAUAAAGAUCAUGUGAAGAAUUUGUAUUUUAUAAAUUUUCAAAGAGAUAUGAUUAAAGGUCUUUAUUUUUUUCUUGUCUUUUCCUCCUGAACACUUUUAUCUUAGCAAGUGAUCAACAUGAUGACUUAAAAGCCUAAUUGUUGGUAAAUGAUUGAGGCACAGAUAAAAAUAUGAUAUCCACUGCUUACCACCAUGUUUUUUGAAAUAUAGGUCACCAUGUAUAUUAUCUUGCUUAAAGAAGUCUUUGACAAAAAGCAAUACCUGUCAUUGUAAAUUUUCUUGUUCUAAAGAAAGCAGUUAUAUUCUGUAGAUGUAAAUUAUGUAAAUAAAAGUUAUUUUAUAUUA